AGUGGUACUCUCAGUUCUAUACAACCUCCUCAGCUGCACUCACGCGCAGAAAAAAAGAUAACGCGAUCUAUCGAUCUUUUUUUUCUAAUAAAAAGACACCGCCGUCUGAAAGACAUCUCGCCGUAUAGUCGGGUCAAACUGACCCGUACUAACGAACGCGUCGUAUUCAAAGAUUUUUAUUCAAAUCACGAUAUUUAUGGUUCCGUAAUUAAUUCAACAUGUCGUUAUAAUUAUGUAAAUACAAAUGAUUAAUUUAAAUUAUACGUUCAAUUCUUAAUUCUAUGUAAACAGACAUUUAUCAUGUGUGACGUUGUCGGUGUUCUGUUUUAAAUGGUUUUUUUUUUCAUUGGGAAGUGGUUUUUUUUUUGUGUAUGCGAUUGUAAUCGUUUGCGAUUGCCGGUGUUGAUGUAAUUCUGGCUAUCAUACCAUUAUGGAACGCCACCAGAAUGGUAUGGAUGUGUGGGUAGGACAAGGUCGGGUGAACCAACUGGGCGGGCUGUUCAUCAAUGGUCGCCCGCUGCCCAACCACAUCAGGCUGAAGAUCGUGGAGAUGGCGGCGGCGGGCGUGAGGCCCUGCGUCAUCUCGCGACAGCUGCGCGUCUCGCACGGCUGCGUCUCGAAGAUUCUCAACAGAUAUCAGGUGAGAACUGUUUACAACCACAUCAGGCUGAAGAUCGUGGAGACGGCGGCGGCGGGCGUGAGGCCCUGCGUCAUCUCGCGACAGCUGCGCGUCUCGCACGGCUGCGUCUCGAAGAUUCUCAACAGAUAUCAGGUGAGAACUGUUUACAACCACAUCAGGCUGAAGAUCGUGGAGACGGCGGCGGCGGGCGUGAGGCCCUGCGUCAUCUCGCGACAGCUGCGCGUCUCGCACGGCUGCGUCUCGAAGAUUCUCAACAGAUAUCAGGUGAGAACUGUUUACAACCACAUCAGGCUGAAGAUCGUGGAGAUGGCGGCGGCGGGCGUGAGGCCCUGCGUCAUCUCGCGACAGCUGCGCGUCUCGCACGGCUGCGUCUCGAAGAUUCUCAACAGAUAUCAGGAGACUGGAUCCAUCAGACCAGGCGUGAUUGGCGGUUCGAAGCCCAGAGUAGCAACACCAGAAGUGGAGUCAAGAAUAGAAGACCUGAAGCGGCAAAACCCUGGGAUAUUCUCGUGGGAAAUUCGAGAAAAACUCAUUAAGGAAGGAGUAUCUGACCCACCCAGCAUCUCUUCGAUCUCAAGGUUACUGCGCGGUGGAGCGAGAGAGUCGGAUGGGAAAAAGGACUACAGUAUCGACGGCAUACUAGGAGGUCGAUGCUCAGAUUCCUCGGACAUCGAGUCAGAACCAGGCCUAACCCUCAAACGCAAGCAGCGCCGCUCCCGCACCACAUUCACCGGCGAACAGUUGGAUGCGUUGGAGAGAGCGUUCCACAGGACGCAGUACCCGGAUGUGUACACUCGGGAGGAGCUGGCUCUACAGACUGGCCUCACUGAGGCUAGGAUACAAGUCUGGUUUUCCAACAGGCGAGCUCGGCUCAGAAAAAAUACAGGAUCCAACUCGGCUCCAUCGCUUGCGAGCUACUCAACACUACCGAUGCCACAAAUACCCUGCCCCUACCCCGCAGGAGAGAUACCCUCGCUAUCACAACAUCAUCCUCAACAUCCUGAUGCGUGGCACCAUCAAAAAUAUGCAAACUAUAACCAGUUGAUGGCACAAUCUCAACAUCUAAAUCAAGCUUUCCAAAGCGCAGCUUUCCCAAGCACUUCAAGCAGUACCUUUAGUCAUUUAGUUUCUGGCGCGACUUCACACAGUCAGCUCUUAGAUACCAACGUUCCUAGAAAUGAUUACGGACGAUACGCCACUAACGAUGUAUACAAUAAACCUAUCAAUUAUAUGCCAAAAGAUGCUGAAGCUGAUGACAAAGUUGUUAGCGAUGAAGUCAUAGAACAUAGGGACGACGCUUACGUGAAAACUGCGGGACCUGAAUAUAAGGAGUUACCAAAUAGUGAUUAUUCGAAAGUUCCCACAGACUAUUCUAAACUUCCUGUAGACCCAACACCACCAAAUUGGAGUCCAUCCCAUAAUUCCAUAAAUAUGAGUCUAGCUGGUCUAUCAAGUGAUUAUAAAUAUAUGAGUGAUCCAUACACUUUUCCUAAUAUAGCGCCUGAUGCACUUAAUCAGCACAGUUACUCAAAUCCGGGCAACGCAGCCAAUAAAUACUGGAUUUGACAAUUUGCAAAAAUUAUUAAAAUAUUAUUUUCUUAUUAAUAGAAGAACAAGCUUUUGUGAAUGUUUUGAUUAUUUCAUAAUAUUUAUGAAUAUUUAAACCUUUAUUAAUGUUUAAGAAGGAAAAAAAAUCCUAUUUUUAUAUUAGCGUAAUAUAAUUGUAUGCUCUGAUUAUUUGUAAAUACAUUGUACAUUUUAUUAAAAUAUGUAAUAAUAAGUGUAAUUAAGUGUUAGUUCAAUGAUAAUUAUUAUCGAUAGUCUUUAGAUGAAUUGAAUAUUUAAAUUACCUCUUUAUGCAUUCCAUUUAUGAUACCUAUUUUAAUACCAAAAUUGUAAAUUAAGUU
Molecule: messenger RNA, 2547 nt
Organism: Bicyclus anynana (squinting bush brown)
Lineage: Eukaryota; Metazoa; Arthropoda; Insecta; Lepidoptera; Nymphalidae
Product: protein gooseberry
Exons: 6
Coding region: 431-2206 (591 amino acids)
Biological process (GO): regulation of transcription by RNA polymerase II; anatomical structure development
Molecular function (GO): DNA-binding transcription factor activity, RNA polymerase II-specific; RNA polymerase II cis-regulatory region sequence-specific DNA binding
Source: RefSeq, a predicted model, not a curated record